Molecule: messenger RNA, 2570 nt
Organism: Eutrema salsugineum
Lineage: Eukaryota; Viridiplantae; Streptophyta; Magnoliopsida; Brassicales; Brassicaceae
Product: protein CLMP1
Exons: 1
Coding region: 77-2302 (741 amino acids)
Molecular function (GO): protein binding
Source: RefSeq, a predicted model, not a curated record
UCCAUUUUCGAUUCAUAUUUUUUCAUUACUUCUAUCUCAAAAUUGAGGUUUCAAUCGGGUAGUGAGGGAGAUUGAUAUGGGGAAAUCUGGAGGGAGGAAGAAGAAGAGUGGUGGUGGUGGUGGUUCGAACCAGGUCAAUCCUUCUGAAAACACCGCGAAGCAGCCAAUCGUUAAUGGCGGUGUUGAUUUCGACGCUUCAAUCUUCUUAAAACGUGCUCACGAGCUCAAGGAAGAAGGGAACAAGAAGUUCCAAGGCAAGGAUUUCCAAGGCGCUCUCGAGCAAUACGCUAAUGCGCUUAAGCUCAUCCCGAAGAACCACCCAGACAGAGCCGUGUUUCACAGCAACCGCGCGGCUUGUUUGAUCCAGAUGAAGCCUAUCGAUUACGAUAACGUAAUCGCUGAAUGUUCAAUGGCGCUUAAGGUACAGCCUGGGUUCUCUCGAGCACUUCUUAGAAGAGCUCGAGCUCUUGAAGCUGUUGGGAAGUAUGAAUUGGCUUUGCAAGAUGUGAAUCUGUUAUUGGAGACUGACCCGAAUCACAAGGACGCUACGGAAAUGUCGAGGCGGUUAAUGAUGGCUGGUUCAGGUCCUCAGAGCCGGCCUUCACCAGCGGCUCUUGGUGCUUCGGCAGCUUUGGGUGGUCCGGUUAAUGGACUUGGUCCUUGUUUGCCUUCUCGACCAGUCCACAAAAAGGUAGCUUCUUCUUCUUCUUCUUCUUCACAUGUUGGGUCUCUUUCAUUGCCUGUUAGUACCACCAGCAAUAAGGUCGAACGGCAACAGAUGAAUCCGGUAACAGAAAAUGGCACUGAAAGCAAGACCCAGAUGCCGAAAAUUGUGUUGAAGCCAUUGAAUGAUUCUUUGAAAGGUUCGGCGAAGGCAGAGCAGUCUUCGUCUGUGGUAGCUCUGGCUCAAGAGAAGAGAACUAGGUGGAGGCCAUUGAAAUUUGUUUAUGACCAUGAUAUAAGGUUGGGUCAGAUGCCGGUGAAUUGUGGGUUUAAGGUAUUGAGGGAGAUUGUGAGGAGUCGUUUUCCAUCGUCCAAGUCAGUGUUGAUAAAGUAUAAGGACAAUGACGGAGAUUUGGUAACUGUAACCUCCACUGCUGAACUACGAUUGGCAGAAUCUGCUGCUGAUGGUCUUCUGACAAAGGAACCUGAAUCUGAUAAAUCUGAUUCUGUCGGGAUGUUGAGGUUGCAUGUUGUUGAUGUAAGUCCUGAGCAGGAGCCACCUUUGCCCGAGGAAGAAGAGGAGGAAGAAGUGGAAGAGAAGCCUGUUGAAGAAGAAAUCCGAACAUCUCCAAGCGAAUCAGUAUCCGAGACAGAGAUCAUCAAUGAGAAGUCGGAUAAAGAGAAGGCGUCUUCUUCUGAAGAUCCGGAGAUGAAGGAAUUGGAGAUGGAUGAUUGGUUAUUUGACUUUGCUCAGCUUUUCCGGUCUCAUGUGGGGAUUGACCCUGAUGCUCAUGUCGAUUUGCACGAGCUUGGGAUGGAGCUUUGCUCGGAAGCGCUAGAAGAAACAGUCACCAGUGAAGAAGCUCAGCCUCUUUUUGACAAGGCUGCUGCAAAAUUCCAAGAAGUGGCUGCUUUGGCUUUCUUCAACUGGGGUAAUGUGCACAUGUGCGCUGCUAGGAAGCGGAUUCCGUUGGAAGAAUCUGCCGACAAGGAAACUGUUGCAGGACAGCUUCAGACUGCUUAUGAGUGGGUGAAAGAGAGAUACACUCUUGCUAAAGAAAAGUAUGAGCAGGCUUUAUCAAUCAAACCCGACUUCUAUGAGGGUUUGCUCGCUUUAGGACAACAGCAGUUCGAGAUGGCAAAGCUACAUUGGUCUUUCGCAUUGGCUCAGAAGAUAGAUUUGUCGGAUUGGGAUUCAGCAGAGACAUUAAAGCUUUUUGAUAGUGCAGAAGAGAAGAUGAAAGCCGCGACUGAGAUGUGGGAAAAGCUUGAAGAACAGAGGAUGAAUGAUUUGAAGAACCCAAAUUCGAACAAGAAAGAGGAAGUUUCGAAGAGGAGAAAGAAACAAGGGGACGGAACAGACGGCGAGGCUUCGGAAGCUGUUACAGCAGCGGAAGCAGCAGAGCAAGCGAUUGCCAUGAGAUCACAGAUCCAUCUGUUUUGGGGAAACAUGCUUUUUGAAAGAUCACAAGUGGAAAGCAAAAUCGGUUUAACCGGUUGGAAGAAAAAUCUUGACUCAGCAGUUGAAAGAUUCAAACUUGCUGGUGCUUCUGAAACUGAUAUAUCGACUGUUGUGGAGAACCAUUGUUCCAACAAAGCAGCUGCGGAAGGAGAAGAGAAGAAGGUUAGCGAAUCGUGAAACCCUUAUCAAGUGAAACCUGAUCGAUCUCAAGAGCUAAACCAAGCAAUUCUAGCAACAUGAAUACAUGAUCAAUGGCUGUAGAUUGGAAAAAGCAAUUCUAGCCUGUGAGGUAUGUUUCUGCGCUCAUUGGAUAAGCUGGAACCUUUUGAUGAUUUCGAUUGAAUUGGUUUGUCUAAUUAAGUUUUAAUUGUGUGUGAGCCUUAUUUACUUUUGUUUUGUGUGACUUUUUGGAACUUACUUAUCUAAUGAUCAAAAGUUUCUGAUA